AUGGAUCAUAAUACUAACGAAGAACAGUACCAGGAAGAGAACAGUUUGGGUUCCUUUGUCUACUUUGUAAAUCCUAUGCAAUAUAAUAGAAUAAUAAGCAGGAGAAUAGCAAAAGAAAAAAUGAUUAAAGACGGUCGGUGGCCGGAUAAACGACAACGAAUAAUGCACAUCUCUCGUAGCCGGCAUAGUAUUUGUCGAACAAGAACCGCAGACGGAAAGUUCGCAGGGGGCUCUUCUGGUUCAGAGCAGGCUGGUCCUGUACCCAAUCAAGAAAGUCCGAAUAAACCCACUGUAAAUGAGCCAGAGAAACAACCUCUAAAAGAGGCGCGAUGGGUCCCUAUCGUUCCUGGUCAUCGAUCUCCUGAGUAUUCACAACUACCUUGUGGUUUUUUCGUGAAGUUAGAUCCUAGUCAUAAUGGCCAAGUAGAGGUCGUGGUGGAACCCGAUGGAUCCAUAUUCGUGCGUCCAGCCGAAGACCCUACCAAUCAGUCCUAA
Molecule: messenger RNA, 495 nt
Organism: Auanema sp. JU1783
Lineage: Eukaryota; Metazoa; Nematoda; Chromadorea; Rhabditida; Rhabditidae
Source: the annotation of a GenBank genome assembly